Siniperca chuatsi (mandarin fish) is the source of this 1859-nucleotide messenger RNA. It is a transcript of the gene mrpl1, whose product is annotated as mitochondrial ribosomal protein L1. The transcript has 10 exons. Lineage: Eukaryota; Metazoa; Chordata; Actinopteri; Centrarchiformes; Sinipercidae. The record is from RefSeq and is a predicted model, not a curated record. Bases 207 to 1295 code for a protein of 362 amino acids.
ACUCUAUGGCAAACUGCGCAAACAGCUGAGAGGCGAGUAUCCAAACAUAGCUUUUAAUGUCAAAAGUGACAAGCACGUAACGUUACAUGGAUGGGCCCGUUCAGGAGAAGUCCGGCCCACCGCUCACCAGCUGUCACACCUGACAACGAGGUGGAACUGUUCAGUACGUGUCGCUGUUUUCACACGGACCAGCAGCAUUCCCAGACAUGGCAACUUGCACGCGGACUGUGUGGAAAGUUUUAGCAGGAUGUCAGAGGCAGCUGCUGAGAGCCGGUGGUCCCGCCCACGCAGGCGUCUCUCAGACUGCACCGAGGAAUCUACCUGUCAGGACUUUCGCAGCUGUCAAGGCACUAAAGAAGGACAAGAAAGAGGACACAGAGAAGGAGGUGAAGAAACAAAAGAGGGUCAUUGAUGACAAAGACAGACAUAAGCCCUACGGCAAGACGGCGUGGGCGCCUGUGGAUGACGUGUACAUUAUGAGGUACUACCCCAGGACGAUCUAUGACGCCGCAGACGCCAUCGACAUGCUGAAGAACUUUCAGGUGUUGGACUUCACUCCCAGAGAGCAGCCUGUUUACAUCGAUCUGAGGCUAAACAUGAAACUGGAGAAAAAGAAAAAAGUGGACUCCUUCGUCAGCACGGUGCACUUACCGCACCCCUUCAAGACACAGAUGAACAAAGUUUUAGUUUUUACUGAGGAUGCUAAUCAAGCUAAAGUUGCCCGGGAGAACGGAGCUGUGUUUGCUGGCGGAGCAGAGCUCAUACAGCCGAUCUUAGAUGAUGAGAUUUCAGCAGACUUCUACAUAGCGGUGCCAGAUAUACUGCCGAAGCUUGUACCGCUGAAAAACAAACUGAGGAAGAAGUUUCCAAAGAGCAAGAGAGGCUCAGUCGGGAUCCACAUUUCCAAGAUGUUGGAGUUGUUUAAAACAGGUCAUGAGUACAUGGUGGAGAGCGACUGCUACAUUAGGACCCAGAUAGCCAUGCUCGACAUGCCCAAAGAACGCAUCUUUGCCAACCUGCAAACGAUCCUGAUUGAUGUUUGCUCCCACCGACCAGCCGAUAUGGCUUUUCAGCCAUCUUCCAUCAAGAUUUACAGCAACUCUGAACUGUUGAAGGCUGUUUACACACUCAUUUGUGCGUGUUUACUGCUGGUUUGUUCUGAGGUCCACUUCCUCGUCAAUAAAGUGUGGGUUUACCUUUGUUUCCAGGAAACAAAACUGGCACCCAUUUUGAUGUAUGCAGGAAAAUUGUGUAGACCAUUGUAUGAGCGGGCAGAACCACAUGCUCAUGGCUGAAGGGGGCAUGACCUCCCAGAAGGGCCGCAGAGACAUUACAGUUAAGCGCCACUUAACAGCUAUUGUCAUAGGAAAAAAUCAUCAAGGCUUGAACAUUGUAUGAAUGUCACUAAUAAUUUUGUCAUAACAUGCACACUUGAAUUUUCUUCCUGUAGAAGAACAGAUUGUGUUCUGACGAAAUGUACCGCAGUUUGUGUAAAACCUCCUCGUUCAGGUUGACUCAAGUACAGUUGCUUGCACCACAGUCAUAUUUGGAUAUUCAGAUCACCAAAUCUUUAUCCAAACGGCUCCCAGAUUUAGACUAAACCUUCUGUGUAAGAGCAUACUAACAUGUGGUGCAUUAUAUCCUAUUGGCCCCCUUUGAAAAUAUCGAGUCUGGUUUUCAUGAUUAUCUUCUCUGUACUUAAAGAAGCACAAAGUGUGGACAAAGCACAAGCAUUAGGCUUUUUAAUGUGAAAUGCAUCACGCACCAUAAACAACAGCAACAAACAGUGGACAAAUCCAUACUGAUAAUCUUGUCUUUAUCUAUUCUUCUGCCCAAUAAAAGAGCUGCUUGCAAAUCGG